Molecule: messenger RNA, 2720 nt
Organism: Magallana angulata
Lineage: Eukaryota; Metazoa; Mollusca; Bivalvia; Ostreida; Ostreidae
Product: MORN repeat-containing protein 3-like
Exons: 5
Coding region: 117-845 (242 amino acids)
Source: RefSeq, a predicted model, not a curated record
AACCAUAGCAACGGAGGUAAAUCUCGCGAACUUUUUUGUAAACACCACAAAAAUGACAACACUGUAAAUACAACUCAUCUAUUAGUAAGUUACUGUUUUAUUAAAUACCCGUCAACAUGCCCCACAUAAAACAACCCAAAGUAAAAGAACCAUUGUGGAAAGAUUGGGAUUAUCUGGCACAGAAAAAAGGAGUUCGCCACACGGUUUACUCGGUGAAUGGGGACCAAUACACAGGCGAAUGGUUCACAGGCGAAUGGUUAGAUAACAAAAAAGAUGGAAAAGGAACUUAUAAAUGGAAAGAGAAUGGUGCAUUGUAUGAUGGAGAUUGGAAGCGGGGGAAGAGAAAUGGUUUCGGAACAUACAGCAUGCCAGAUGGAAAAGGAGGAUACAAGAAGGAAUACUCAGGAGGCUGGAAAAAUGAUAUGCGACAUGGGUAUGGAACCCAGUUUUAUACAGAAGAGGAGUAUUAUGAAGGGGAAUGGUAUGCUGACAAGAGAAGUGGUUGGGGGAGAAUGUAUUAUAGGGAUGGGACUAUAUAUGAGGGUGAAUGGUAUGAUGACCAGAGGAAUGGCCAAGGAAUGCUCAGAUUGACAAAUGAAAAUCGAUAUGAGGGAUCAUGGCGUGAUGACAAGAAAAACGGGCCUGGUAAAUUCUUUUAUUUAACAACCGGACAGAUCUAUGAAGGAGUCUGGAAUAACGAUAUCGCUAAAUGUGGAUCAAUGAAAGAUUUUAAUCGAGAUGAAGCUCCAAAACCAACAAAAUACCCUAUUCCUGAUGUCAAAUUGUACAAUUCCGAUGCUGUGUUACAAGAUGCCGAGGAACAGUUUCUACAUGAUCACGAGUAGAUCAUGAAUAAAACUCUUUUCAAAACUUUUAACCAAUGGUUGCUACCCACAAAAACAGCAUUCAGUUAUCAUAUUUAAUGCACAUUCAGUAGCAAUGAACUGAAUAUUUUGAAUAUUUUUGAAUUUUAUAUUUUGUUUUUUUUAAAGAUUGAAUGUUUAUGACUACAAUGUGGAAUACUAUGUUUAGUGUAUGAAGUUGUGAGCAUGAGUUAUCUUUAUUUUUUUAAAGUGAAUAAAGGUUUAAAUGAUCCAAGAUUGUAAAUAUUAGUGAAUAUAUAUAUAUACUAUUUUAUUGAUGAAAAUUCUCAACAUUGCUUUUCAUCAUAUUGAGCAUAUAGACAUGUUGAGGGAAUUUAUCUAUAAUAUUGAUAAAAAAAAUCUUUAUGUUAGUAAUAAAUGAUAGAUAUGAUUGCCUCAGUUAUCAGUGUUGAAUUUUAUAUUGUUAUGUAUAUUUAUUCAUAUUCAUUGACAUCUAGCUCACCUGGUUCAAAGAAACUGUGUAUUCUGCUGAUGAGCAAGUCGGGCCAUUUAAGCCUUUUCAUGAACUACAGAAUUAUAAAUGUUGUUUAAAAGUUCAUUUCGUGAUUCUGACGAUGCACAUUUUGCUUGUCUGCAACUUGCUAGUAUUCAGCUGGUAUUCGUACAGAUAUCAAAGCUGACCCACACUAAGAUUACAUUCCAUGACAAAAUCAAGUAAGAUUACUUUAUAUGAAAAAUGUUGCUUUUCGGAAAAUUAUUAUUAGGAUGCACUUUAAUAUUCAGCAGCGGUGAAGAAAUGGAAGAGCAAUGAAAUUUAAACCAUAAAGAUGUUUUCAGCGUUUGUUUAUAACGGGUAUAACGAUUGUGAAAUUGCAGGGAGGGGAAACGGCCGACAUGGGUUACUUAUUUUGGAUUGAUCGCAAACAUUAUUUCGUAACGGACUAACAAAAUGCAUCAAAUUUAUUCCAAGGGAGCUAAGCGCGCUUUCCAUCUCAAGCGCAUCUUAUCGCCAAACAUGGUUAUGCUAUGCAGCUGGCUUAUCGAUUUUCUUCAGUUUAUACCUAUUAUGAGCAAAGUUUGUUAUCGGUAAGAAACACUUAGUUGAUGAUUAAGGGGCAGACAUAUUAGGUUUUUUAAUAUACAUGUACAUGUACAAUGAAUUAUAUUUAAUCUUGAUAAUAAAAUUUAAUCUUGUUUCAGUUACUAGAUAAGAGAACAUUUGUUCUCCUUUUGCAUGGCAAAAUCUUUCUGGCGUUGAUUCAUUACACAGUAUUUAAGGUCAGACGACACGUUCCUCGAGAAUCUUUUUUGUAUCUCCUCGUAAUAAAGAGUUCCAAUAAAAAAUAUUAAUUUUAUAAUUACUUUAGAAAUGAUCAAAAUUUACUUAGAUGUGAUUAUAUGUCUAAAAGGUCGAGUGGUUAGAACCGUGGCCGCUCACUGUCAGAAACGUACAGGUUCUAGAGGUCGUGAGUUCAAAUCCCCGCCCCAGCGGAGAUAUAGUUCUCAUACAGUGAACUUCGCUGUGAUGAAAAGAUAUUUAUUUUUAUAUCAGCAAUUCAAGUGACUGUAUUUUCAAGAAGAUUAUAUAGGAAAUUGCAUACUCUAGUAUUUUGCAGAAAUGCCUGGUAAGGUACUCUAAUUUUUUGCAAGAAGGCUUGUCAAAGUAGUAGUAAACCAUUAACAAAUUCCUGGUAAAAGUUAUCUGAAAUUGAGGAACGUGUCGUCUGACCUUAAAGAUACAUUUCUAACACCUGUUGAUUCUGUUCCUAAUUUAAGAUACUUUAAAAUAUCAUCAUCUAGUAGAUAUUUGCCAACUUUGUUGAAUACCUGUAUUCUACCAUAUUACUAUUUUUAAUAAAAUGGGUAAUUUCCAACAGUUUCCCACAACAUAGAGAA